Aspergillus caelatus is the source of this 548-nucleotide messenger RNA. RefSeq names its product mitochondrial 54S ribosomal protein mL43. Gene Ontology annotation, cellular component: mitochondrial large ribosomal subunit. NCBI's taxonomy places the organism in Eukaryota, Fungi, Ascomycota, Eurotiomycetes, Eurotiales, Aspergillaceae. Bases 36 to 449 code for a protein of 137 amino acids. Gene Ontology annotation, molecular function: structural constituent of ribosome. The transcript has 3 exons. Gene Ontology annotation, biological process: mitochondrial translation. The record is from RefSeq and is a predicted model, not a curated record.
AGUGAUUGUAUCAAUCAAAUAAAGAAUUACAGAAAAUGCCUGUACAAGGAAUUAGAGCAGUUACCUCAGCCAGAAAUGGCGUGGGUGCCUUUAUUUUGCAAUGCAAGCGUUUGGACUUUCACUACUGCGACUGGGCUGGAAGUUCCCGCGGGAUGGUAGCUUUCCUGAAGAACACUCUUCCCUCCUUCGCCAAAGCCAACCCUCAGAUUGAAAUCCGCGUAUCGCCACGGCCACACAAGCACCCUGUAAUCAAGGGCCACUACAUCAACGGACGUGAAAAAGCGGUCUGUGUCCGCAACCUCGAGCCCGAACAGAUCUUCCAGAAGGCGAAUUUGUUGAAGGAGGCCAGCGGAGAGAAAUUGAAGCGUACCAAGAAGCCCGUCACAAGUAUCAACGAGAGUGUCAGAGGCAUCUGGUCCCCGUAUCACGGAGAUGUCAAGACUGUCUAAAGCGGUGUUUUUGGGUUUACUGCGACGGUGUUAUUUUCUGGAUUGCGACGCUUCCAGCUUGUCAUAUUCAUACAAUGUAUUAUGGGCCUCUAUUUGUUU